AUGGCUACUACCAAACGAAAAUAUACAAUAAUUGCACAAACUGAACUUGAUCACGAAAACCCGAUAAUCAAUGGAAAAAAAAUUCAAGAUCGUUUAAAAAAAUCGAAAGGAAAAACUAAAUCAAAAAUUAAUGAUGUACCAACAUUAUCACGUUGGCCUGGUGAUGUAUCAAAUACAUUUCAACGUUAUACAAAUAAGAAUAAAGUAAAAACAGAUGCUAAGUUAAAUUUUUGUCAAUUACCAGAUGAAAUUAUUUUAAUAAUUCUUAGUUAUUUAAAUAAAACAUCUCUUGUUGCUUUUAUACAAACUUGCCGAAGAAAUCGAGCAAUAGGAUAUCAUCCAAGUUUAUGGCGUCGUAUUGAUAUGUCUUAUAGACGUGUUGAUAUUGAACAAAUAAAUAGUCUUCUACAACGUGGUACAAUGACGUUAAAAAUGUAUCAAACAACAAUUCAAGACUCAACUUUAACUUAUAUCGAACCAUCUGCUUUGUGUCAUCUUGAUUUAACAUCAGCAAUUCUUCCAACUGAACUUCUUAUUAAUUUACUUAGUUCAUGUAAUUCAUUACGUAAACUUAGUUUAGAAUCUUUGCCAUUGAAUUAUAACAUUAUCGAAAAAAUUGUUUUACAUGAACAACUUGAUACACUUAAUCUUGCUAUGUGUACAGGUUUAACAUUUGAAUGUUGUCAAUUAAUAACCAAUAAACUUUCAUUAUUACGUUGUUUAAAUAUUGCUUGGACUGAACUAACUUCUGAAAGUGUUAAAUAUAUAUGUGAAACAAUUUCUCGUUGUAUUGAAGAAUUGAAUAUCAGUGGACAACGUUAUAAUUUAACUGAUGAUUAUAUUCAAUUAUUGGUACGUCGUGCACUUCGUUUACGUGUUCUUGAUAUAAGUGAUUCAGUAUUAAUAACUGAUCAAUCAAUAAUAGCACUUCGUCAACAUUCACGUUUACUUGCACAUUUAUCUGCAUCACGUUGUUAUUUACUUACACCAGCAGCACUUAUUACAUUAAAAUUAUUACCUGCUUUUACAAUAUUGGAUAUAUUUGGUACAUUAGCACAAAUUUCAUUACAACAAUUAUAUAAUGAAUUUGGCACAAGAAUUCGUUUAAAUAUGUGUCUGUUUUCAAAUAUUGCUCGACCAACAACAGGAAUACAACGUACAUCUAUUUGGGGUUUACGUACGCGAUUAAUUAUAAAAAAAAAUAUGGAACCAUCAAAAGUUAAAGAACGUUAUCAAGCAUUAAAACAUCAAGGACCAACGCGAUCUUUGACUCGUUGUGAUUCAACUGAUCUUAUUCCACAAGUUGUUUCACAAAAUCAAAUCAAUGUACAUAGUCAUAUAUGUCCAAGAGCACCAGAAGUUUUAUUCGAGAGUCGAACUACAUAUUUUAAUGGUAUUAAUGAUGAUCAAGAUCGACCAUUAUCAGCACGAGUUUCUUCAGCAAGUAUUACUAGACAAUUGUCCAAUGUGACUCUCAAUGAUUCCAAACUGUCAUCAAUAGUGAAUAGUCCACUGCAUAUAAGAUAUCGUCCAAUUGAUUUAUCUUCAAUUUUACCAAUAAAAGAUAAUAAAAUGAGAAUAUAUGCUAGUUUAACAAACUCAAAACAGAUAGAUUAUUUUAAUUCAUUAUCGGAUGAAUUAAUUCUAACAAUUUUAAGAUAUCUUCCUCGUGCAUCAUUAGCUUCUAUGGCUCAAGUUUGUCGUCGCUUACGUUCUUUAACUUAUGAUCCAAGUUUAUGGUGUCGUGUAGAUAUGUCUCGAAAACACAUUGAAAGUUGUUAUCUACGUGAUGUUCUGUUACGUGGUACAAUUAUUCUUAAAAUGUACCAAACUACAGUUUUUGGAAAUUCAAUUUAUUCACCUAAUCGAAAUACAUGGUUUACAAAACUUCAAUUUCUUGAUUUAACCCUUGCAACAAUAUCAUCUGAUUGUUUAUUAAGUUUAAUGAGUGCUUGUCGAUCACUUCGAAAACUCAGUCUUGAGACAUUACCAUUGAAUUUAUCAAUUUUCGAAAAAUUGGCAUUGAAUUCACAUCUUGAUACAUUAAAUCUAACUAUGUGUACUGGUAUUGAUCUUGAUUGUUGUUCAAUAUUAACCAGUCAAAUGAAACAUUUACGUUAUUUGAAUUUGGGUUGGACACAAUUAAGUGACCAAUGUGUUCACUAUAUAUGUCGAACGAUUCAAUCAAGCAUCGAACAAAUAACAUUAACUGGUUUUCGACAAGGAAUGACUGAUGAAUGUGUUGAAAAUUUAACACGCCGUGCUGUUCGUCUUCGUGUUCUUGAUUUAAGUGAUUCAAGUUUAAUAACUGAUAAAUCAGUAACAAGUGUUAUACAUAGUUGUCUCUAUCUAGAACAGGUAGCAUUUUCACGUUGUUAUGCUAUUGCACCAAUUGCUUAUGCAUCGUUAAAACAAUUACGUCAUCUUGUUUCAUUGGAUAUAUUUGGUGUUGUUGAUGAACGUGGUUUACAAAAAUUACAUUCCUUACUUGGCUCAUCUAUUAGUUUGAAUCAACAACGUUUUUCUUAUGUUGCUCGACCAACUUAUGGUUUACGUCGAACAUCCAUUUGGGGGUUACGAACACGUUCUUAA
Messenger RNA from Rotaria sp. Silwood1, 2592 nucleotides. NCBI's taxonomy places the organism in Eukaryota, Metazoa, Rotifera, Eurotatoria, Philodinida, Philodinidae. The record is from the annotation of a GenBank genome assembly.